Doryrhamphus excisus (bluestripe pipefish) is the source of this 3111-nucleotide messenger RNA. It is a transcript of the gene pwwp2b, whose product is annotated as PWWP domain containing 2B. NCBI's taxonomy places the organism in Eukaryota, Metazoa, Chordata, Actinopteri, Syngnathiformes, Syngnathidae. Gene Ontology annotation, cellular component: nucleus; chromocenter. Gene Ontology annotation, molecular function: chromatin binding. The record is from RefSeq and is a predicted model, not a curated record.
AUGUAUUUGCAGUCUUCUUAGAUUAAAUAAAUGCGCGGUAAUUACUGAUAAAUACGGCCAUAAAAAUGCUGUGUCGCGGUCGAUCGUGUCCGUCAAAGUGCCUCCAAAAUCGGCGACAUUGCUGAGGAAAAAAGGUUGGCAAUAAUAAUGAACGUGAUAGAGUCAAAGUGGGGCAGGGGAAGGGAAGGCCUUGUCUUGGGAGACUUUUGCUUCAGUGUGAUGUCAGCGGUGGCAGUGCUGGUGUAAUUGACUUGGUAGGGGUGAUGGCGUCAUUUUAUGCCCUGCUGUAGCCUCCUGCUUCAAUAGGGAAGGGGAGACGGAGCUCUAGCCGACGUGACCGUGGCUCCUUUGGCCCGGAUCGAGCACCGCCGAGCCGGACACUUCACCACGGGAAACAUGGAGGCUGCGGCCGAGGAGCUGCUGGCCGGCUCUCGGGUACCUGUCACAAUCGAUCAAAUAGUUAACGAUACGCUGCUGGUGACGCUGACCUACCGAGAACGGAGCUUCACGGGGAUUUUACUUGACUGCAACAAAAAGACUGGGCUAUUCUGUUUACCAGAAUUCACAACAAAUCCAGUGGACUUCCCGGUAUCCAAGCCAACUUGUGAAAUCCCAGAAGUCCCGGGUGAUGAGCCAGAUUCCAAGUCACCCAGCCAGUCAUCGCACAGACCAAAGGAUGAAAAUACUCUCCCAGAAAGCAGUAUCGCUACUGCACCCCCACUUUGCCCGCUUCCAACACCGGUGCCAGCUGGGCAAACUCCAUACCCUCCUUAUUUUGAAGGAGCCCCCUUCCCCCAUCCCUUGUGGGUGCGCCACAGCUACAGCCAAUGGGUACCGCAGCCCCCUCCGCGACCAAUUAAGAGGAGAAAGAGGCGGACACGAGAGCAGGGUCGCAUGACCAUCAGUACCAUUCGCCUGCGCCCGCGGCAGGUACUUUGUGAAAAGUGCAAAAAUACUUUGAAUAGCGAUGAGGACAGCAAAGAUGGCAUGAACAAUACAAAGAACUCGAGGAAAGACAAUACACUACAGAGCGAUGACGAUGCCGAUGACAAAGAUAUACCUAAUAAGCUGUCGAAAAAAGAGGAUGCAGUUGCAGCCAAGGACAAUAAGAGACGGGAAAACGGCACCAGCAUCGAUAGCAAGCGUCUCAGGAAGGACAAAAAGGGGGAACCUGAAGGGGAGAAGUUCCCCGGAAGCGACGUUAUCCCUCACAGUCCAGUCAUAAAGAUUUCAUACAGCACUCCACAGGGCAAGGGAGAGGUCAUGAAGAUCCCCUCGCGAGUCCAUGGUUCAGUAAAACCCUUCUGUCCCAAGCAGAAUGGCUCAGGAGAGAACUGCAAGAUUCCUUCGAAUCCCACCAAGGAGCAGCGACACAUUUUAAACGCUAGACGGUCCGGUCUUACUGUAUCCAUUCCCAAACUCAAACUGACGAGGCCUUUCACAACCGUGUGUCAGGAUUUACCAUCUCCAAAGAUCCGCUUGAAACACCCGCCCAGGGAACGGGACGAGAGCGUGGUCGAGUAUGAGGCAGAACUUGUAGGCGACGCCAGGAGACGAAGUCCAAGGGCAACGGCACCCUGUCUCGCCCACUCCGAAGACUCCGGGGAAGGCAAAAACUCUUUGGAGUUGUGGUCAGGGAGUUCUGGCGAGGAGGCGGAGCACGGCCAUAACGACCUCACCCUUCUCAUCAAUUUCCGUAAGCGAAAAGCGGAUUCCUCUAGUCUGUCCGUUUGCAGCAGCGACAGCUUAGAUGAGUCCAAGUCUUUCAGUUCCGAUGGCACGUCCCCAGAGCUCUGCGAUCUGGCACCUGGCGAAGACCUCUCCGUCACCUCAUCCUCGCUACCAUCACGGGACGAUUGCAAGACAGUGCCCCCACUCACAGUGCGACUACACACGCGCAGCAUGACAAAAUGUGUCACAGAGGAGGGUCACGCUGUGGCGGUAGGGGACAUUGUGUGGGGGAAAAUCCACGGUUUUCCCUGGUGGCCCGCACGUGUCCUCAGCAUCAGCGGCACCCGCAAGGAAGAGACUGCCACUUGUGAGGCCCAGUGGCCCCAAGCGAAGGUGGCGUGGUUCGGUUCCCCGACCACGUCCCAGCUCUCUGUUGCCAAACUUUCGCCCUUCAGAGAGCUCUUCAGGUCCCGUUUCAAUCGCAAAAAGAAAGGGAUGUACCGGCGAGCCAUCCUGGAAGCAGCCAAGGCUGUUGGACACAUGAGCCCCGAGAUUACAUCACUACUUUCCCACUGCGACACAUAGGAGGCCGCGUGCUGAACAGAAGUCGCGGAGAUUUUUUUUUUUUUUUUUGGGGUGAAUUCUCAGACCCGGUCAUCAAGAUCCAGGACGGAAUACGUGCGGUUGCCUCGGCUACUAUUUAUAUGCUGGUCCCUUCCUUUCAUUUUACUUUUUUCACAAGGCUGGUGUAAAAUGGCUGCCAAGGUGGAGGACAUAAGGGAGCAAAAAAAAAAAAAAAAAAAAAAAUGGCGAUGCACCUCAUGGUAUGCUGUGACUGUUCCUCCCGAUUUUGUUUUCUCGAAGGAAUCAUGGAUCGCUAGAAGCGAACAACGAAACAACGACCAACACUACAAGAACCAGAAUGUAUCGAUUAUCUCGUACGGUUUAAGAAUCCAUCUUUCCCAGUGUGCUGCUGUCACGAGGCGCCGCUCAGCCACCAUUUUGUACAUGGAUGUUUGAUGGAAGGGUUCAAAAAGUCUUACCAUAUUAUUAUUAUUAUUAUUUUUGACACUACAAAAUGUGAACAUCUCCAUCCAGUAGUGGUGACCUGUAGUAACCUGCUCUUCUAGUGACCAGUGUUCCAUCCUCGUGCAUGUCGAUACUGAUCUUCGUCCCUCUUAAGUCACGUCGUACGUCUCGCUUACAUUUCAUUUCGAGCUCGAGAAGCGUCACCCUUUUUUUUUUUUUUUUUCCCCGUCACUUGUAAUUAUUUAAAGCAUUAAGAAAAAGCACUUUAUCUGUACCUCGGUGGCCUGCUGGAAGCUCUCACUGUCUGAAACGCUAUUGUGAGAUCCAGCCCUGAUAGGCAGCAAGGGAGUUAUGAAAUAUUUGUGGUUGACUAUCCAUGGCCUUGGAGAUAGGAAAAACACUUUUAUUUGA